AUUUUUUUAAACUUGCAUAUAAUUGGUAGUCUGAAGUUAAUAAAAUAAGUUAUUCAUUAAUUCAACAAAUAAUUAUUAGUUAUCUCUUAUCUACUAGAUGUACCAUGGCCUGGGAAAGCAGACAGUCCUUACUAAAUUUAAUAGGGCAUCCUUAUAGAAUAAUGCAGCAAAAAAAUUUAUUCCUUGGUCUUAUGUAUAUAUGCUAAAAUUAUGCAUCUGUCUUUGUCAGUGUAUUAUUUAAGUUAGGAUCAUAAAUAAGAAUAGCUGAAGUUAAUAGUCAAUAAUUAAUAACAUUUAUAAACUUUGUUAAAAAUUGAUCUUUUAUAGAUUAAAUGCAUACACCUGUGAUAGAAGGUAAUGUCUCUAUAAUUGUAAACCCUAAUCCUAUAAAAUUAGUUAAUCUCAGAGUGUCUAACAAAGAGAGUAUUUAAAGACCCUCCAAGGAAAGGAGAGUAUAGCAGCAGAGUAGAUGUCCUAUUGUCAGGCUUCCUGGUUCAAAUCCCAGCUUUCCAAUGCAAAGCUAAGUAUUUGGAUUUACUGAGGACAUUACUAAAAGAUGGAAUUUAAACUAAUUUUUUUUUUAAUUUUGCAAAGACAUUUCCAAGAUUAACUUCUUAAGAUUAUUGUUAAGUAUUUUUUUAGAGUGACCGUAACACCACAACUGAUCAGCGUACUGUAGAACCCAGCAUAUCAGUAGAAAUUAUGUAGAACAUAUUCAUUGAGAAGACAACUAGAGUGGUAAUACCUGUUUCCAGUUUCUGAGGAUUUUCUAUUCAGUGUGUUUGGCUGGUCUGUAAUAAGGAGGGGAAGGGAACCUUCCUCAAGAGAUACAAAUCAGAAGGUUCUUUGCUCAGCGGGCACUUACGAAAAACUCUCCCGGGACGAGGAAGUUGAUCGGGGUGAGCAUAUCACAGAGUGGCGAUCACGCUGAGAAGAAUGGCAUUGAAACAGAUUUCCAGUAACAAGUGCUUUGGAGGAUUGCAGAAAGUUUUUGAACAUGACAGUGUUGAACUGAACUGCAAAAUGAAAUUCGCUAUCUACUUACCACCCAAGGCAGAAACUGGAAAAUGCCCUGCGCUGUAUUGGCUCUCUGGAUUAACUUGCACGGAACAAAAUUUCAUAUCAAAGUCUGGUUAUCAUCAAGCUGCCUCAGAACAUGGCCUUGUCGUCAUUGCUCCAGAUACCAGCCCUCGUGGCUGCAAUAUUAAAGGAGAAGAUGAGAGCUGGGACUUUGGCACUGGUGCUGGGUUUUAUGUGGACGCCACUGAAGAUCCUUGGAAAACUAACUACAGAAUGUAUUCUUACGUAACCGAGGAGCUUCCCAAACUCAUAAAUGCCAAUUUUCCAGUGGACCCCCAAAGGAUGUCUAUUUUUGGCCACUCCAUGGGAGGCCACGGAGCUCUGAUAUGUGCUCUGAAGAAUCCUGGAAAGUACAAAUCUGUGUCAGCAUUUGCUCCAAUUUGCAACCCAGUGCUCUGUCCUUGGGGCAAAAAAGCCUUCAAUGGAUAUUUGGGAACAGAUCAAAAUAAAUGGAAGGCUUAUGAUGCUACCCAUCUUGUGAAGUCCUACCCAGGUUCUCAGCUGGACAUAUUAAUCGAUCAAGGGAAAGAUGACCAGUUCCUUUCAGAUGGACAGUUACUACCUGAUAACUUCAUUGCUGCCUGUACAGAAAAGAAAGUCCCUGUUGUUUUUAGAUUACAAGAGGGUUAUGAUCAUAGCUACUACUUCAUUGCAACCUUUAUUACUGAUCACAUCAGACAUCAUGCAAAAUACCUGAAUGCAUAAAAAACUUCAGAUAAGAAAAUUUUUUCAGGAUUAUAAAAUUGUAAUAAACAGAAUUGCUGGGAAAAAUGAUUUCAAUGCAUUGGAUUUCAUAGUGCUCAAAAUCAUCAUUCCAUAGUUGAAUCACUUUCUGAAUGAAUAUAUAAAACCUGCUUUUGAUUUAAAAGUUAUUUUGCCAAUGUUGGGAAAUAUUUAAUACAUUACAGCUUUCUCAAGGUCAUUUGGAAAUCAUUGUAUUAACCUCAGGCCACAGAAUAUGAAUAUAAUCGCAUUUAAAUCAUAGAAUGCUAACUCAGGAAUUGGUUUAAGAGGUAAUUUAGCCUAAACCCCUCACUUUUCCAGACUUUAAGUCUGUGAAGGCAUGGACUGUCUUCAUUAUGUUUAUUGUUCUGUCUCUAGUAUCUGCCAACCACUUGGCUUCUAGGAGGCAUUUAGUAACUAUUUGUUGUUGAGUAAGGAGUGAGGCUCAGAAAGAUUAAGUAAAUUCUCCAUCAUUACACAGUUAUUUGUGGGACAGCUAAGAUUAGAAGCCAGAUUUCAUAAACCCAAUCCAAUGAGACUUCUUUUCUUAUCUAUUAAGCCAAACAGAUUUGUGGACAUUGGUUUCUGGGAUUUCUCAAGAGACGAGAAUUAAAUAAUAAGACUCAAUCUGAAAAUAGCUCUAUGUAAGGAAAGUUGCUUCAUAUGUUUCUGUAAACAGAUAUUUUCCUGUAGUUACAUGCAGAAAUUUAGCUUGGUGAGCUCACCAAGAAAAGUAAUCAGUCUCUUUGUAAAUACCAAAUUGUGUUACUUUUACGAACUUAAUAUGAAUAAACUCAUUUUGAAACAUGA
Messenger RNA from Prionailurus viverrinus (fishing cat), 2613 nucleotides. RefSeq names its product esterase D (gene ESD). Bases 937 to 1785 code for a protein of 282 amino acids. NCBI's taxonomy places the organism in Eukaryota, Metazoa, Chordata, Mammalia, Carnivora, Felidae. Gene Ontology annotation, molecular function: S-formylglutathione hydrolase activity. Gene Ontology annotation, biological process: formaldehyde catabolic process. The record is from RefSeq and is a predicted model, not a curated record. The transcript has 10 exons. Gene Ontology annotation, cellular component: cytosol.